This is a messenger RNA of Orcinus orca (killer whale), 1140 nucleotides long. RefSeq names its product M-phase phosphoprotein 6 (gene MPHOSPH6). The record is from RefSeq and is a predicted model, not a curated record. The transcript is spliced from 5 exons. NCBI's taxonomy places the organism in Eukaryota, Metazoa, Chordata, Mammalia, Artiodactyla, Delphinidae. Bases 89 to 571 code for a protein of 160 amino acids. Gene Ontology annotation, biological process: maturation of 5.8S rRNA.
GGUGUACGUAAGCAGGCGCUGACGCGCACGCAGCAUCGCGCAUGCGCGGCGGACCUAGUGGCGGAGCGGGGCCGCAGCGGUGCUCAGUAUGGCGGCCGAACGCAAAACUAAGUUGUCCAAGAACCUGCUGCGCAUGAAGUUCAUGCAAAGGGGACUGGACUCAGAAACCAAGAAACAACUAGAAGAGGAAGAAAAGAAAAUCAUUAGUGAAGAGCACUGGUACUUGGAUUUGCCUGAACUUAAAGAGAAAGAGAGUUUCAUAAUAGAAGAGCAGAGUUUCUCGUUAUGUGAAGAUCUUCUCUACGGAAGAAUGUCAUUCAGAGGAUUUAAUCCUGAGGUUGAGAAAUUAAUGCUUCAGAUGAAUGCUAAGAACAAAGCAGAGGAAGUUGAAGAGGAAACAGUGGAGCUCGAUGUGUCAGAUGAAGAAAUGGCUAGAAGAUACGAGACCUUGGUGGGGACAAUUGGGAAAAAGUUUGCCAAAAAAAGAGACCGUGUCAAUUAUGAAGAAGAUGAAAAUGGAGACAUAAAACCAAUUAAAACAAAGAAGAUGUUCUUAAAACCCCAAGAUUAAAACUGAUGGCUUAAGAUAUGGCUCAGGGAUGCCUUGUGAGAAUUAGCACAUUUUGGAACUCAUUCUGUUGGUUCCUCUAUAGUUAUUAAUGCUGUAAUGUUUAUUUGUAAAGAAAUGUAAAAUUUUGGAAACAUGCUGUUUUUGGAACAGAUGUGUGUUGGAUGUUAUACAUCCUUUGCUUAAUGGUAUUCAUCAAGAGUGGAUUUUUAACCCUUGAUCUUCAACUGUACAUAGGUACGUGGUUGCUUCCUAAAAAAUUUUUUAUCUCAGAUUUUUUUAAUACAGUUCUCCAGUCACUGACCUUGAAUUGACUCAUGUAAACUGAUACCAGUGUUUAAAUUGCCCUUAUCUUUAUAAUCAUGUCAAGUCAGUUCAUACAUAUAUUUCGGAAUCAAAUGUCAUGAGAAUUUAUUAUAUGUAAAUUCAUCAAGAACAAACAUGCCUCUCCAGGCUGAAAUAUUUCCAUGCUACCAAGUCAAUGUCAGUGUGUGGAAUUAUGUUUUUUUGUUUAAAGCCUUUAAUUAAUUAAGAAAAAAGAUUGUUCUGUAAUAAAUACCUGUUUUCAUGUA